This is a messenger RNA of Hibiscus syriacus, 389 nucleotides long. Its product is annotated as arabinogalactan protein 13-like. Lineage: Eukaryota; Viridiplantae; Streptophyta; Magnoliopsida; Malvales; Malvaceae. Bases 61 to 240 code for a protein of 59 amino acids. The record is from RefSeq and is a predicted model, not a curated record. The transcript has a single exon.
AGGAAACAUUUUCUCUCUCCUUUCUUUGUCUUCACUUUCUCUGCAAAGUUAAUUUCAACAAUGGAGGCAUUGAUGAUGAGUUCAUUUUGGGCUGUCAUGAUUGUUUUGGUGGCCAUGUUUACGGUCCAAAAUGUCGCAGCAGCCGAUGCUCCGGCCCCGAGCCCGACCUCGGAUUCCACCACCUUCGUACCGGCGGUGUUUGCCUCCCUUAUUGCUCUUGCAUUUGGACUUCUUUUUUAGAACGCCGGUGUUUGAUCAGCUACCUAUAAUAUUUAUAUAUAUAUAUAUAUAUAUGAUUUUUAACCUUUUUCUAUUGCUUGUGAGUAUUAAUGAAUGUAUGCAUACUUUUGCUGCUGUUGUAGUUUUAACGUGUAAUUGAUGUGAUUUGU